ACUAUCUGCUUUCAUUCUAUCGUUAGAAUUCCUCGUUUCGGCACGUAACGUUUCGCUCAAAACUUUUCGGUAUUUUCCGCAAUAUUCCGGCAAACGCACUCAACGCUAACAUACUUAUCGCUAAAUAUUUGCCCACCUAUUAAGGAUUUACAGGGUAUCCCAAGCAUGGCCAGCGCCCAAAUGCAAACAUUUGAGUCAUCGGUCUUUGAGCCAAAUAAGUUUCUGCAGAGUCGCUUGGAGCAGUCUGCCCACAUUGAGAAGCAGGAGCUGCUAAAUGAACGGGAGCAUGAGCUGGAAAGUGUGCCCGAGGAGCAGAACGAACAAACCUAUAAAAUCGAGUAUAAACAUCCGCUAGAGCAUGUCUGGACAUUGUGGUAUCUCGAAAAUGAUCGCACCAAGCACUGGAAGGAUAUGCUCAAUGAAAUCACACAAAUCGAUAGCAUCGAAACCUUUUGGGGCCUCUACUAUACCAUCAAAACACCGUCGGAGCUCAAAAUUGGCAGCGACUAUUACAUGUUCAAACAGGGUAUACAGCCCAUGUGGGAGGACGAGUCAAACAUCAAGGGCGGCCGCUGGCUUUUUACUGUCGGCAAGAGCUCCAAAUAUGCGCUCGAUCGCAUCUGGCUGGAUAUUUUGUUAAUGAUGGUGGGCGAGUCCUUUGAAUAUGCUAGCGAAAUCUGCGGCGCUGUGGUCAAUAUACGUGCAAAAAGCAACAAGAUAUCUGUUUGGACGGCCAAUGGUACCAACGAGCUGGCCGUACUAGAGAUUGGUUUCAAAUUGAAAACUUUAUUACACCUCCAAUCGCACAAUCUUCAAUAUCAGCUGCACUCGGAUGCGAUGUCUAAAAUAAAUUCUGGCGUUAGAUCUGUAUAUAGUCUAUAACGAAAGUCAGUUAAUAGUUGCCUAUGUACAAUAGUUGGGAUAAGCGUAGUAUAAGUGCUCAAUAGUAUAAGAAACCCAUUAGAUAUAUCGCCCAAAUUGUAUUUUGAAAUUCCAGCAAAUUCAGGCAACUAAAUUACCGUAA
This is a messenger RNA of Drosophila novamexicana, 1024 nucleotides long. It is a transcript of the gene eIF4E5, whose product is annotated as eukaryotic translation initiation factor 4E1. Gene Ontology annotation, biological process: translational initiation. Gene Ontology annotation, molecular function: translation initiation factor activity; RNA 7-methylguanosine cap binding. Gene Ontology annotation, cellular component: eukaryotic translation initiation factor 4F complex; cytoplasm. Lineage: Eukaryota; Metazoa; Arthropoda; Insecta; Diptera; Drosophilidae. The coding region runs from base 166 to 882 and encodes 238 amino acids. The record is from RefSeq and is a predicted model, not a curated record. The transcript is spliced from 4 exons.